CUCAGUGGGCACCGAUCGUAGGACUCAACUCAGGGAUUAUAUUACAGCGAGGCGGCGACAUGGGGUGCACUAUGUCUUGUGUUUCACCCCAAAAGUGUAGGUUUAAGUACUCGAGCAAAAGCUUCAUACGACGAAAAAGCAGUCGAUUAUUUCGUAAGAAAAAUCCACAAGAGGGCCAAGUGAAGUCAAACAGCAUUGUGAAUAUACUGUGCUAUGUUUCACCCAAAAAGGAGUUCACACCUAAGGAAUUGGAAAAAAUUCAGAAUAUCAACUGGGACCAGAAAUUUGCCUAUGAUCCAUUCAGUGGAUGGAAGAAAAGCAGCACCAGUGUCAAGAAUCUUGGGAAAAUGAUUUACAGUUCCAAAGUUCGGUUUCGCUUUCAGCAUUGUCAGGAGGUACACGACUGUUAUCUGGAUCUGUUUCAGACCCACCUUCACUUCCUGUCUAACAACACCACAGGACUGACAUAUCAGGGAACAUUACCCUUAAAGGAGCUGAAUGUCUGCAACCUUCGUGGAAGUGAACCUGGGAAACAUGCCUUCAAGAUAACAGGCUCAUGUUUGAAUCAUAUUAUCAUAUACUGCUCCAGCGAAGAACAACUAGAGAUCUGGCUUGGGCACUUGAAGGAACAAGUUGAGUUAAAUGGUGGAACUGUUACUUCAUCAGAAGCCAAAACAUAUGCGAGGAUUAAGAGCAAAAGAGACAAUGGCCAAGAGAAAGAGGAGCUGCGUAAUUCAGUAAAUAAUGAGCCUAUUUAUGAAUGGGAAGGCUCACAGAGGGAAUCACUGGGUCAAGUUGCCUUUGUUUCCAAGGUCAAAGUGCAGCAUUUACCAUGCCAAGACCUUCACAACAGACUCUUGGUUCUGUAUCCUGCGACCCUGAUUAUGUUAUCAGAUGAAGACAAUUGCCUGUUCUAUAAGGGAAAGCUUCCUCUCAAUGCAAUCACAAUAACAACACACUGUAAUGAUGAUAACCCCAACAGUUUCAUGAUUGAAGGAAAGUUGAUUAAUCCUAUAAUCGUGUCAUGUAUGGAUGAAUGUGACUAUCAGGACUGGCUGCACCAUCUCGGGACUUUAGAUGUUGCCAUUGAAGGACCUCAAGGCCAUGUCUAUGACCCAAUCUACACACCCACUAAAAUUGAGUCGCCCAGACGCUCCAUGGAGUCCUGUGAAUUGGAUUCUAGGGGCAGCUGUAAGGUCUCGGAGAAGGCGCACAGCUGGUCAUAUCAACCACCUCGUGGGUCUGGAAGAAGUCUGUUUGAGUUCCCCGAGGACCUCGCAUCACCAGGAUAUACUGAACCACUAUGCUAUAUAUCAAGCCGCCCCACAUCCUACGAAACGCAGACAACCCGUCAGUUUAGCGAAUCCAGCGGACUGGAGUCAUCAAGUGAAGAAUCCUUCAUAAAUAUCGAACAUUCAAAGCUGAGAAAUUCUCCUUGUGAAAGAGAUUCGUACGCAUCGAUCGCGGAUUCCUUGUCUCCGCUAUACAGCACACCUUACAAGCCUGGUCGCAGUUGCCAAAGAGACAAGGAUAUGAGAAACAACAUCAUGCGGUUUGCGGCAGACAAACUGCCCCAUUCCUAUUCUUCACCUGUGUGUCUGCAGCUGUCUGGCCCCCCAUCAGAAAAAAAGAGACGGAGUCCCCAUUCCACCAUAAAUGAGAUCUGCACAGAUACACCUGACAGAUGGGAAGGCUGUGGAGCAUUUUCAAAGUUUUCUUUACUCCCUGCACCUCCAAGAAUGUCCAUACAACAACAAGAACAACUGAACACAUUGGAAUAUGACCCGGAUUUGUUGGGCUACCAAGAAACUUCUGACCAUUUGGAGCCCUUCAGACGUAACAAGCUCAGCAAUGAUUAUGACAACAUCUGGGAGUUCCACGAGGAGCCUGCUCACGCACACAACUCUGUCAUAUCCCACCGGAUGGAUUUUCAUCUGGGUGGGGAAGAUAUCAACACUAAGUCAACACAGAAGAGAUGGUCAUAAUCAUGAAUGCAGACAAACAAAGGAAACUCAAACAGCAACGGUGAUAAGCAGCCCUUUAAAACACCUGAUCUUGGCCUGGCUUCAGAUAUGAUGACCGUUUGUGUUUACAUGAGAGGA
This is a messenger RNA of Erpetoichthys calabaricus (reedfish), 2102 nucleotides long. It is a transcript of the gene plekhn1, whose product is annotated as pleckstrin homology domain containing, family N member 1. NCBI's taxonomy places the organism in Eukaryota, Metazoa, Chordata, Cladistia, Polypteriformes, Polypteridae. The record is from RefSeq and is a predicted model, not a curated record. Gene Ontology annotation, cellular component: mitochondrial membrane; cytoskeleton. Gene Ontology annotation, molecular function: phosphatidic acid binding; cardiolipin binding; phosphatidylserine binding. Gene Ontology annotation, biological process: response to hypoxia; 3'-UTR-mediated mRNA destabilization; positive regulation of apoptotic process. The transcript has 15 exons. The coding region runs from base 60 to 1985 and encodes 641 amino acids.